Molecule: messenger RNA, 834 nt
Organism: Menidia menidia (Atlantic silverside)
Lineage: Eukaryota; Metazoa; Chordata; Actinopteri; Atheriniformes; Atherinopsidae
Source: the annotation of a GenBank genome assembly
AUGGCAACAGAGGACAGUUUCAGCUACCUGAUGCCAGGCCACAGUGAGAAACACAGACGGGCCCCAAACUGGACCGAUGGGGAAAUGAAAGCCCUGCUGUACGUGUGGGAGGAAUACCACAACGAACUGAAAAUGAGCAAGAGGAACGCCAAGGUUUACGAGAAGAUGUCCCAGAGAUUUUUCCAGCUGACUGGAGAACAGCGUUUCAAAGAAGAGAUCAAGAUGAAAAUCACCAACAUGUCUUUCCAGUACAGGCGACUGAAAGCCACAGCUGGGGAAGCUGGUGAUGCACCGGACUGGCCUUACUUCAAGCCCAUCGAAAAGAUCCUCUCCAAGCCACUGGAGAAUGGCAGGGGGGACUCUUUGGAGUUCCAGGCCCCAAACGCAGGUCCUUCCACUUCCUCCCAGUCCACAGACCACCUCUUGUCCCACUCAGAGGAAGGCGUGUUGGGAUUCCUGCCAGAGUACACUGGGUCCUCAGACGAGAUGGAGAUAAAACAAGAGCUGGACUCUUUGAGCUCUGGAAGUGAGCACACGCAGGGCUCCAGCUCCCAUCCUAUCUCAGCCAAGAAGAAAAAAGCCAACAGGAGUUUGUCGCUGAAGAAGAAGAAAAUUCACAUUUUGCAGGCCAUGCUGCAGCAGCAGAAGCGGUCGAGCCGGGCCAUCGAGGAGACGUGCAGGGAGGUCCGUCGAGCCAUGCAUCAACAGAACCUGCUUCAGGUCCAGUGCCUGCAGCUACAGGAGAGAAUGAUGAACCUUCUAGAGAAGAUGAUCCAGCCUGUCUCCACCACGCCAUGGGCUCAGAGUGGGGUCAAAGAUCCAGGAAAACCUUAA